GUCAACCAAAAUUUGAUUAUGAGGUAUAUGCGUUCUCCGUAGAGGCCUUUUGCUCAAUACAAGAUUUAGUUCGUGGUCCCCCAAUUCUACCAAGUUUGAUCCCGAUAGAGUUAUACAUCUUCAGAAAAAACAUGAUGAACGCAAUAAGGGGACUCAUCGGUGCUCCUCUUUCUCUACCAAAUUUAGCCCCUAAGGCUGGAGACAUGAUUGUUCAGUUGGUGGAAAACACAGCCGCACACACAGGUCCUCUUGUGGAAAAUUUAAGUGAUGAACCACAUGUCGAAGAUGACAAGAAAAGUGGGUCCAAUAUCAUGAAUACCAAUAAGUCACUCACGAUGAAGGGGGAAAUUGUUGUUCAUCCGGUAUGUAUUUCCGAUGAUGAUUUUGUUAUUGUUACUGAUCCUGUUCCUACAGACGAUGUUCAUGAGGAUGCACGCCAUCAAGGCCGCGAGGAAGUUUUUGGGGACAUUCUAAUUGUUUAUGGAUGCACAGAAAACUUUAGAAUUCCUGAUGCUGAG
Messenger RNA from Cuscuta campestris, 518 nucleotides. The record is from the annotation of a GenBank genome assembly. Lineage: Eukaryota; Viridiplantae; Streptophyta; Magnoliopsida; Solanales; Convolvulaceae.